Vigna angularis (adzuki bean) is the source of this 2463-nucleotide messenger RNA. RefSeq names its product scarecrow-like protein 13. NCBI's taxonomy places the organism in Eukaryota, Viridiplantae, Streptophyta, Magnoliopsida, Fabales, Fabaceae. Bases 614 to 2263 code for a protein of 549 amino acids. Gene Ontology annotation, biological process: regulation of DNA-templated transcription. Gene Ontology annotation, molecular function: DNA-binding transcription factor activity; sequence-specific DNA binding. Gene Ontology annotation, cellular component: nucleus. The transcript has 2 exons. The record is from RefSeq and is a predicted model, not a curated record.
CUUUCUUCCGUUGUUGUUGGAAAAAUGUUUUCUACAAUUUAUGGGUGUGUUUCGUCAAUUCAAAAAUACGCGUCACUGCUAGCGUAUCUGAUCAAAAGUUCUUUUCCUCGGAAACACGUCACCAGUAAUAUAGAUUUUUCUUUUUUCUUUUUCUUUUUUCUGAGCUUUUUGGUUACCUUAUUAACAUAAGGAAAUUCUCUUCGGUGUUCUAUUAUUUAAUGAUGUCUCGGUUGGGAAACUUAAUUGGUUACUAGUGUAUGAUAACUUAAAGCGUAUUUGAAAUAAUGAAUAAAUGUUGGGUGGUUUGUUUGGGAUCCUUAACUGAUAAUUCAGAUUCUGAAAAUUAAUCCAACCUCCUCUUACCUUUGAAGAAAUCCUACUUCCACAAGAACUGUGGUUCCUCAAAACAUCUGUGAAUUCACGAUUAUUGCAUCUAGCAACUCGUAUUAAACUGGCGGCUGUGAGUAAUCUGCGAAAUUUUACUGCUAAGCUCUGUGUCUCUGAAUGAGCAUCGAGUUACCCAGUGUGGUUGGGAGGAACCUUUGCAAUCACAGAGAUUGAGUACUUGUUAUUGUCGUUAGUUUUUCUUGGCGUAGUUUCAAGUUCUUUCUAGAUGCAAACGUCUCAGAAACACGCAAGUUCGGCUGGUGUACACUUCUAUCGCCACCAGCCUGUGCAAGGCAUCUACCACGUUUUGCAGAGCGAUCUAUGCCAUGAUGCCCGUCAUAGCAGCAGCCAGGAAACAAGCUUUUCUUUUGAAAGCUGCAAGGAGCAAUACUUCACUCUGGAAUCAUGCCCUGCACCAACUACCGGUUUCACGGAGUGUGAUGAUUCUCCUUCCUAUGCCAGUGUAUCAUCUAAAAGGAGUCCAUUUUCUCCACAAGGUUCUCAUUCGUGCUAUUCGGAUCACCACCAAUCCUCUGACAACACCUAUGGAUCGCCAAUAAGCGGUUUGUCUAGCGUUGACGAUGGGCAUGAACUGAAGCACAAACUCAGAGAACUGGAGAUUUCAUUGUUGGGGCCUGACGAAUCGGACAUCGAAGACAGUUUUGGCUGCUGCGUCAAGGGCAGCAGACUCGACGGAGCAUCUCAGCUGGCUAAGCAUAACUGGGAGCAGAUUGCUGAAAAUAUUUCACGAUUUGACCUGAAAGGAGUCCUCAGGGUAUGUGCGCAGGCCGUGUCCGAUGAAGAUGUUCCAACAGCAAGAGGGUGGAUGGAUAAUGUAUUGGGGAAAAUGGUAUCAGUCUCUGGAGAUCCGAUUCAGAGGUUGGGUGCUUACUUGUUGGAGGGGCUUAGAGCAAGGUUGGAAUCAUCAGGGCAUCUCAUCUACAAAUCCUUGAAGUGUGAACAACCAACAAGCAAAGAACUACUGAGUUACAUGCACAUCCUGUACCAGAUUUGUCCAUACUGGAAGUUUGCAUACAUAUCUGCAAAUGCUGUCAUUACAGAAGCUAUGGCUAACGAGUCCAGGAUUCAUAUAAUGGAUUUCCAAAUAGCACAGGGCACACAGUGGUAUUUACUUAUCCAGGCUCUUGCACAUAGGCCUGGGGGACCCCCUUCCCUUCGCGUGACCGGUGUUGAUGAUUCGCAUUCGAUUCAAGCUCGAGGUGGAGGACUUGAGAUUGUAGGAGAAAGGUUGUCAGAAUUUGCGAGGUCUUGUGGAGUUCCGUUUGAAUUUCACACUGCUGCAAUGUCUGGCUGUGAGGUUGUGCGAGGAAGUAUUGAAAUUAGACCCGGGGAAGCUCUGGCAGUAAAUUUUCCUUUUGUUUUGCACCACAUGGCAGAUGAGAGCGUGAGCACUGAGAAUCACAGAGAUAGAUUGUUGAGGUUGGUUAAGAGCUUAUCUCCCAAGGUUGUCACCCUUGUGGAGCAAGAAUCCAACACCAAUACAUCUCCUUUCUUUUACAGGUUUCUUGAGACCUUGGAUUACUAUACUGCCAUGUUUGAAUCCAUUGAUGUGGCUUGCCCCAGAGAUGAUCAGAAGCGCGUGAGCGCAGAGCAGCACUGUGUGGCACGAGACAUUGUCAACAUGAUAGCUUGUGAGGGGGCUGAGAGAGUUGAAAGGCAUGAACUUUUGGGAAAGUGGAGGUCAAGACUUUCCAUGGCUGGAUUUAAACAGUGCCAAUUGAGCUCUUCUGUCAUCGUUGCUACCCAAAAUCUCCUAAACGACUUCAGUCAAAAUUAUAGGCUUGAACAUAAAGACGAUGCCCUUUAUCUUGGUUGGAUGAACAGACACAUGGCUACCUCUUCUGCUUGGAGGUGAAACUGAGUGAUUACUAUCUCGUCCUCCUUUUUGACCUUUAACUGAGUGUAAUUUAUCAUAUAGUUUCUCCUCAGGAAAUGUGAUUCACCUCUUUUCCAUAUACUGCAUUCUGCAGAAUCUCAAAGCACGUUGUAAAUGCCAAUACUGAAAUGAAAGAAAGAACCAAAAAUAAACUAUGACUUUAGUGCAGUUUUCCUUGC